UCCGCUUACAGAUUCUGAAAAUUGGCAAGUGCUCCGUUUCUUGUUUCCCAAGUUCGACGUUUAAUCAACAGCUCAACGCUAACGCGUUUCCUCAAAUAACCAUAAAAUCCUAAGUUUUACACUUCAAUUUAGUUUCCAUCCAGAAAUCAAUUUAAUUAUAUUAUAAUGAUAUUUUCUAAGCUAUCUCGUCAAGUUUCGCGAUCCUCUGCUUCUAUUAAUGUAUUGCGUGGUAGUGGUGGAAGAUCGGCUAUUUCAAGAUUAACAGGAGGAGGAGCAGGAGGAGUUGGCUUUUCAGAGAGAAUUGAUGGAGGAUUAGGGUUUGUCAGAGGAUAUUUAGCUUCAAUUGGAGCUAAUUCUAAAAAAUCUUACUUAUCUGAUUGGAAUUACCUUCUUGCUAACCCUAGAAUUGGACGUCUUUUCUCCAGCAAAGCUCCGAAGAAGAAAAAUUAUGAGAACUUCUCUCCCAAGGAGAAGAAGGAAGCACCAAAAGGGAAUGGGCAGAAAUCUGAAUCCAAAGAUGACGAAUGGAGCUUCGAUAAGAAAUUCAUCAGGCAAUCCAAUUUGCUGACCGCUUUAGUAGUCAUUGGGGCACUUCUACCCUUUGCUUUUGGAUCUCAUGAAGAGCAACAGAUUAGUUUCCAAGAAUUCAAAAAUAAGUUUCUUGAACCAGGUUUAGUCGAUCAUAUAGUUGUUUCCAAUAAAUCAGUUGCAAAAGUGUAUGUAAGGAGCUCAGCCCCGAAGCCACCAACUGAUGAACUUGUGCAGGGUCCCAUUAAUGGUGCCCCUGCUAGAGGACAUGGCGGCCAAUACAAAUGCUACUUCAAUAUCGGAAGUGUCGAAUCUUUUGAGGAUAAGUUGGAGGAAGCCCAAGAAGCAUUAGGGAUAGACCCUCAUGACUAUGUUCCCGUUACAUAUGUCUCUGAAAUAGCUUGGUUCCAAGAAUGGAUGAAGUUUGCACCAAUACUCUUACUUUUGGGAAGCCUGUACAUGGGACGUAGGAUGCAAGGUGGAUUAGGCGUUGGCAGUGGUGGCGGAGGCGAUGGAAAGAAUAUCCGUGGAAUAUUCAACAUAGGGAAGGCUCAUGUGACCAAAGUGGAUAAAAAUGCUAAGAAUAAGGUAUAUUUCAAAGAUGUUGCUGGCUGUGAUGAGGCGAAGCAGGAAAUCAUGGAGUUUGUACACUUCCUCAAGAACCCAAAGAAGUAUGAGGAACUGGGAGCUAAAAUUCCGAAAGGUGCUCUUUUGGUUGGUCCUCCAGGAACUGGAAAGACCCUUCUAGCAAAGGCAACUGCAGGGGAAUCUGGAGUGCCUUUUCUGUCCAUUUCUGGUUCAGAUUUCAUGGAGAUGUUUGUUGGUGUUGGACCGUCCAGAGUGAGAAACUUGUUUCAACAAGCUAGGCAGUGUGCUCCUAGUAUUGUAUUUAUUGAUGAGAUUGAUGCGAUUGGCAGAGCGAGGGGGCGUGGGGGCUUCUCAGGUGGCAAUGAUGAGCGAGAAAGUACUCUUAAUCAGUUACUGGUCGAAAUGGAUGGCUUUGGAACUACUUCUGGAGUUGUUGUGCUUGCUGGCACUAAUAGGCCAGACAUUUUAGACAAAGCUUUGUUGAGACCAGGCCGAUUUGAUCGUCAAAUAUCCAUUGAUAAGCCAGAUAUUAAAGGCCGUGAACAGAUAUUUAAUAUCUACCUGAAAAAAAUAAAACUUGAUCAUGAGCCAUCAUAUUAUUCGCAAAGGCUCGCAGCCCUCACUCCUGGAUUUGCUGGGGCAGAUAUUGCAAAUGUUUGUAAUGAAGCUGCACUAGUAGCUGCUAGGUGUGAAGGUUCACAGGUGACAAUGGACAAUUUUGAGGCAGCAAUAGAUAGAAUAAUUGGUGGUUUGGAGAAGAAGAACAAGGUAAUAAGCAAGCAGGAGCGCCGAACUGUUGCUUAUCAUGAAUCAGGUCAUGCUGUUACUGGCUGGUUCUUGGAACACGCAGAACCUCUUCUAAAAGUGACAAUUGUUCCGCGUGGUACUGCUGCCCUUGGAUUUGCACAGUAUGUUCCUAAUGAAAACCUUCUCUUGACUAAGGAGCAGCUUUUUGAUAUGACAUGCAUGACCCUUGGAGGUAGAGCAGCUGAACAGGUAUUGUUGGGGAAAAUCUCGACCGGAGCUCAAAAUGACUUGGAGAAAGUGACAAAAAUGACUUAUGCCCAAGUAGCAGUUUAUGGCUUUAGUGACAAGGUGGGGCUCCUUUCUUUCCCUCCAAGGGAAGAUUCAUACGAGAUGUCCAAGCCCUACAGCAGUAAGACUGGGGCGCUGAUUGACGGUGAAGUGCGAGAAUGGGUGGGAAAGGCAUACGAGCGAACAGUCCAACUUAUCGAAGAACAUAAAGAACAAGUGGCUCAGAUUGCGGAGCUGUUACUUGAAAAAGAAGUUCUUCACCAAGAUGAUUUGGUUAGAGUUUUGGGUGAACGACCUUUUAAAUCAAGUGAGGUUACAAACUACGACAGAUUUAAAGAAGGGUUUAAAGAGGAAGAGAAGGUUACAGAAAUCCCAGUCAUUGGUAACGAGGAUGAUGGUACAUCCAUACCAGUUGCUGCAGCUUAACUUUUCAGAUUCUGGAGGGUUAUGUACAUUUUUUUCAUUGUACCUGAGUUUUUGUAUAAUUGCAAUUUAUGAUCAUAGUAUCACUCUAAAUUCAAAAUUAUAAAAGAGAUUGUUUUCUCA
Molecule: messenger RNA, 2697 nt
Organism: Jatropha curcas
Lineage: Eukaryota; Viridiplantae; Streptophyta; Magnoliopsida; Malpighiales; Euphorbiaceae
Product: ATP-dependent zinc metalloprotease FTSH 10, mitochondrial
Biological process (GO): mitochondrial protein processing
Cellular component (GO): chloroplast thylakoid membrane; m-AAA complex
Molecular function (GO): ATP-dependent peptidase activity; zinc ion binding; ATP binding
Source: RefSeq, a predicted model, not a curated record